Messenger RNA from Kazachstania africana CBS 2517, 4590 nucleotides. RefSeq names its product bifunctional 4-alpha-glucanotransferase/amylo-alpha-1,6-glucosidase (gene GDB1). Gene Ontology annotation, biological process: glycogen biosynthetic process; glycogen catabolic process. Bases 1 to 4590 code for a protein of 1529 amino acids. The transcript has a single exon. Lineage: Eukaryota; Fungi; Ascomycota; Saccharomycetes; Saccharomycetales; Saccharomycetaceae. Gene Ontology annotation, molecular function: amylo-alpha-1,6-glucosidase activity; 4-alpha-glucanotransferase activity. The record is from RefSeq and is a predicted model, not a curated record.
AUGACUUUGAAUAGAACUUUACUUUUACGUUUGAAUGAUGAUGGUGAGCCGAUAACGAGUUCUUCCUAUGGUAAAGGUGUGUUGACUUUGCCCUCUUUACCCCUACCGGAUUCAGCUCAUGCUGGAACACCAUUAUAUACUGUUAGAUUGCUAAUUGCUGCUGGAUCUCCCAUAUCGAGAGAUGGUCUGGUUUGGACUAAUUGUCCCCCUGACUCGAACACUGAAUUUCAAAGGGAUAAGUUCUACAAGAAAAUUAUCCAUACAAGUUUCCAUAGAGACGAUCAAAUUGCCUUAGAUAUCUAUAGACCUGGACCUUAUUGUUUCUAUCUAUCGUUUAGAAAUGCAAAGGACGAAUUGGAGACUACGAGGAAGUUCUAUUUUGUAGCAUUGCCUAUCUUGAAGAUUAAUGGUAAUUUCCUACAAUUGAACUCAAUUGCUAUGCAAAGUGUCGUUUCUAAAUGGCUGGGAAGAUCUGUCACUGAUGACUGGGACAAAAUCUUCCAAAAGAUUGCGUCUAAGAAAUAUAAUAUGAUCCAUUUUACUCCGUUACAAUAUCGUGGUGAAAGUGAUUCUCCUUAUUCAAUAUAUGAUCAAAUGUCAUUUGAUCCUAAUUUCUUUGAUUCCACCGAUGAUGUCAAGAAGAUGGUAGAACAUUUACACAAGGACUACAACAUCUUGUCAUUGACAGAUAUUGUAUUUAAUCAUACAGCCAAUAAUUCAGAAUGGCUACUAGAUCACCCUGACUCCGGUUAUAAUCAAUCCACAGCUCCACAUCUUACUCCAGCCAUUGAAUUGGAUGAAUCUCUUCUAGAAUUUAGCCAUAAUUUGAAAAGUUAUGGCUAUCCCACACACUUAAACUCAGAAGAUGAUCUUUUCAAAAUUAUGGACGGUAUUAAAGUUCAUGUCCUAGGUGCACUAAAGCUAUGGGAAUUUUAUGCUAUAAAUGUGAAGGAAUUUCUAUUGGAAAUAAGGUCACAUUGGGAUAGCGUAAAAACUGAUGAAGAAUUUCAAAAAAUCGAGGAUGCAGAUAAUAUAACGAAUAUGGCUAAAUUCAUUUGCCAGUAUGCAACGGACGAUACAAAACUAUAUGCUAUUUCUAAAAGAAACAAUAAUUCAAAAAUUUCUAUUGAAAAAUUAAUCAAAAUUUUGAAAACAAAUUAUGGCAACAAAUAUAAUGAAACGAAGUGCAAUAAAAUAUUAGAUGAAAUUAAUUUACCAUUGUAUCGUUCUUAUGAUGAUGAUGUCAACGAAAUUCUAGAACAAUUAUUCAAUCGUAUCAAAUAUUUAAGGUUAGAUGACAAUGGUCCGAAACAAGGUGAAAUUACUGAUAAGAAACCUUUAUUUGAGCCAUAUUUUACAAGAUUCACUGGAAGAGAUGGUAAAAAAUACGCUCUGGCAAAUAAUGGCUGGAUAUGGGAUGGUAAUCCAUUGGUUGACUUUGCAUCUUCGACUUCAAAGGCAUACUUACGUAGAGAGGUAAUUGUAUGGGGUGAUUGUGUGAAGUUACGUUACGGUAAUGGUCCAGAGGAUUCACCUUAUCUAUGGGAAAGAAUGUCCAAGUAUAUUGAAAUAAAUGCGAAGAUAUUUGAUGGUUUUAGAAUUGAUAAUUGUCAUUCAACCCCAUUGCAUGUCGGUGAGUACUUCUUAGAUCUAGCUAGGAAAUUUAACCCUAAUUUAUAUGUAGUGGCAGAAUUGUUUUCUGGCUCUGAAUCUUUGGACUGUUUGUUUGUAGAAAGAUUAGGUAUUUCCUCCCUAAUCAGGGAGGCAAUGCAAUGCUGGUCAGAGGAAGAGCUUUCAAGAUUAGUUCAUAGACAUGGUGGAAGACCGAUCGGUUCUUACAGGUUUGUCCCAAUGCACGAUUUUCCAUUUCCAGCUGAUAUUAAUGUGGAUGAAGAGUAUUGUUCUUACGACCCUAAUGACAACUCGAUGAAAUGUGUUUCUGAAAUUAUGAUCCCAAAAAUAUUAACCGCUACCCCUCCGCACGCCCUAUUUAUGGAUUGUACUCAUGAUAACGAAAUGCCAUAUCAAAAAAGAACUGUUGAAGAUACUUUACCAAACGCCGCAUUGGUCGCAUUAUGCUCAUCUGCCAUUGGAUCAGUAUAUGGUUACGACGAAAUAUUCCCAUAUCUAUUGGAUCUUGUUAAGGAAUCAAGAGUAUACGAAUUUAAGGAAUGUGACGGCAUUGGUAAAGUCAAGUCUUUGCUUAAUGAGAUUAGAGAAAAUAUAAGUAUGAAAUCAAAUGAUAUUGAAGACUCAGAAAUGCAUGUGCACCAUGAGGGGCAAUAUAUUACUUUCCACCGUACUGAUGUAAAGACAGGUUCUGGUUGGUAUUUAAUUGCAAGAAUGAAAUUUCAUGAAAAUGAGGCUGAGCAAGUAUUACCUCCUGUCAUUUUAAACCAAUCUAAGUGUGAGCUCAAAUUUUCCUACAGUCUAGAGAAAAUUGGAUCAGUUGAAGAAACCCAGGAUACUCAAAAGAUUAAAGGUAUUCCAACAAAAUUGAGGAAAUUAGAAGGCUUCGACAUCAAGUAUGAAGAGAAGAGUGAAACAUCCACAAUUAUUAUUCCAGAGGAUUUCCCAACAGGUUCUAUUGCAAUAUUUCAGACUCAGCAGAAUGGUAUAGACUCCGCACUGGAUCACUAUAUUAGAUCUGGUGCAUUGAAAGCAACAAAAAAUUUAACUCUUGAAUCGUUGAAUUAUAUCUUAUUCCGUUCUGAGAGUGAAGAACUAGAUUCAAGUAAUGGCAAGGUGGGCGCUUAUGACAUACCUGACUUUGGAAAGUUAGUUUACUGUGGUCUUCAGGGUUGGGUAUCAGUUUUACAGGGAAUCAUGUUUUACAAUGACCUUGCUCAUCCAUUGAGCAAUAACUUACGUGCAGGUACUUGGGCUCUUGAUUAUGUUGUAAAUAGAUUAGAUUCUUACAAAAACGAACCAGGUGUUACAGAGGUUCAAAACUGGCUACGUUCCAGGUUUGAAAGAGUCGAAAAACUACCAAGUUAUCUAAGACCAAGUUAUUUUGCCUUAAUUGUUGGUAUUUUAUAUGGCUGUUGCCGUUUACGUGCUAUGCAGCUAAUGCCACAUAAUAUAGGGAAAGCUACAGUAUUUGUCCAAAGUUUAGCCAUGACUUCAAUUCAAAUGAUUUCCACACUUAACUCAACAUCUAUUUUGCCAGACAAAAAUAUUCCAGCUAUGGCAGCAGGUUUACCACAUUUCAGUACUAAUUAUAUGAGAUGUUGGGGUAGAGAUGUUUUUAUUGCAUUCCGUGGUCUACUUCUUACGACAGGCCGGUUUGACAUUGCUAAACAACAUAUUUUAGCUUUUGCCAAAACUUUAAAGCACGGCCUAAUCCCCAACUUACUAGACGCAGGUAGAAAUCCAAGGUACAAUGCACGCGAUGCUGCAUGGUUUUUUGUGCAAGCAAUUCAAGAUUAUAUCCAUAUUGUACCAAACGGAGAAGAUAUCUUAAAAGAAAGUGUUACAAGAAGAUUCCCAUUGGACGAUACUUAUGUCACGCAUGAUGAUCCCAGAGCAUUCAGUUGCUCCACUACUAUCGAAGAUAUUAUCUAUGAAAUUUUGAGCAGACACGCAAAGGGGAUCGCAUACAGGGAAGCUAAUGCCGGCCCAAAUUUAGAUCGUGUUAUGAAAAGCGAAGGGUUCAAUGUUGAAGUGCAUGUUGACUGGUCGACUGGUCUAAUACAUGGUGGCUCACAAUCCAACUGUGGUACUUGGAUGGAUAAAAUGGGUGAAAGCGAGAAAGCCGGAUCCGUAGGUGUCCCAGGCACCCCAAGAGAUGGGGCUGCUAUCGAAAUAAACGGGUUACUGAAAAGUUGCCUAAGAUUUGUUCUAGAACUGAAUUCUAAAAACUUAUUUAAAUACACUGAAGUGACCAAGAAUGAUAAUGGUAAGAUAACUUUUGAAAGCUGGAAUAAACUAUUGCAAGAGAAUUUCGAGAAGAAGUUUUAUAUUCCGUUAGACCCAAAAGAUGACCCUCUGUAUGAUGUUGAUUGUAACAUAGUCAAUAGAAGAGGUAUUUACAGAGAUUUGUAUAAAUCUGGUAAACCAUAUGAAGAUUAUCAAUUCAGAGCAAAUUUUGCCAUUGCAAUGACAGUGGCUCCAGAAUUGUUUACACCAAAGUAUGCUGCCGCAACGUUGAACCUAGCAGAUAAAGUGUUAAGAGGGCCUGUCGGUAUGCGUACAUUGGAUCCGAGCGACUACAAUUACCGUCCUUAUUACAUUAACAGUGAAGAUUCUGAUGAUUUUGCUACUUCGAAAGGUAGAAAUUACCACCAGGGUCCUGAAUGGGUCUGGUGUACUGGCUAUUUCUUGAGGGCGUACCUCCAUUUCAACUUCCUGACUGAUCCUCGUUGCUCAAAUGACGAAAAACGCAGGCCUUCCUCAUUUUUAUAUCAACAACUAUAUCAAAGACUUGAUAAACAUAGAGACUGGAUAGCAACUAGCCCAUGGGCAGGCUUAACAGAGUUAACCAACAAGGACGGUGAACUGUGUAACGACUCCAGCCCGACACAAGCUUGGAGCUCUGGCUGUUUGCUUGAUUUGUUUUAUGAUCUUUGGAGCGCCUUUGAACAAGAAUGA